CAUAGUUCGUGGUAUUUUUAAAUUAUAAAUUAUAAUCAAUGGUAAAACCUAAUUUACGAUAUGAUAACUAUCGAAGUCGGCAAUUCUCGGUAUUCCUCAUCGGCACGACAAUAUUAUUAUUAGUAGUCUUUUAGAAUAGUAUUUAUAAACUUAUGAUACGAUAUUACGAAUUAUACAAUAUAUAUUUAAUGUUACAACACAAUCAGUAAAUUUAGUAUUUAGUUUCCCGUUGGCGUCAGUGCAUCACAGUGUAGUAUGUACGUAUUUCGAUCGGGUUUGUGUGUUUAUUUUGUAUCCAUUUUUAUUUGUUAAAAUGAGUGACAGUGAUUCUAAUAAUUACGAUAAACCAACCACCCCAUUAAAAAAGAGACGUUUACGAAAUUGUAUAUUCAAUGACAAUUGGAUGAAAGACUCUAGAUUUUCUAAUUGGCUUGCUAAACAUGACGAUAUAAAUAAGGCUCGUUGUAUUUAUUGUAUGAAUGUAUUUAGUGUAAAAUAUGACGGCGUUAACGCAGUUCAGUCCCAUUCAAAUUCGAAAAAACAUAUUUCAACUGUCCAAAGUAGACAAAAAUCAGCGGUAAUAAAAAAUUAUUUUGUUACUCAAGACAUAAAAGAGAAUGACGCAGUUGCCGCGAUAGAACUUAGUAAGUGUUUUCACUGUGUUAAGCAUCAUCAUAGCUAUUUAUCAACUGAUUGUGGCGUAAAAUUGGAAUUAAAACAUUUUAGUGAUGCUACUUUGGCCAAAAAAAUUAGACUUGGUAGAACAAAGAUGGAAGCUCUUGUACAAAAUGUGCUUUGUCCUUUUGCAAUCGAAGUUCCCCUUAAAAAACUUAAAUAUCCAAUAAAUUUACCGUUUUCUUUAUCAACUGAUGCAUCAAAUAAAGGCAAUCGCAAAUUUUUUCCUUUGGCAGUGAGAUUUUUUGACUUAGAAAAAGGGGCUAAAGAUUAUCUUUUGGAUUUUUAUGAAGAACCCGAUGAAACUUCUGAAUCAAUUUUUAACACUAUUUUACGUGCUAUUGAAAAUUUUGGCUUAGAUAUUCAAAAUAUCACGGCUUUUGGAGCAGAUAACGCUUCAGUGAAUUAUGGCAAAAAUUGUUCUGUUUACGAAAAAUUGUUAAAAAAAAAACCAUCCAUAAUAAAAGCUAAUUGUAAUUGUCAUGUACUGCAUAAUACAGCUAAGCAUAGUCUAAAAUUGUUAAAAUAUGACGUUGAAACAUUAGUAAUAAAAGUUUUUAAUGAGUUUUCUAUUAGUGCUAAAAGAAUAACGGAACUUAAGGACUGUUUUGAAUUUGUUCAACAAGAUUUUCAUAACGUAUUACGUCAUAUUUCCGUCAGGUGGCUCAGUUUAUAUACGGCUGUCGAUCGUUUAAUUCUAAAUUGGAGUGCGAUUAAAAUAUAUUUUUUAAAAAAAGGUAAAAAUAAUUGUGAUAGAAUAAUUUGGAAAUUUAUUAAAGACCAAGUUGAUGGACUUUCAAAGCAGCUAACCCUCAGUGAAUGCUAUAUCUGGUUUGUUCACCACAUUUUAUCAGUAUUUCAAAAGUCUAUAUUGAUGUUAGAGAAAAAAAAUUUAAAUGCAACUGAUGUAUUUGAUAUAAUGAAUGACUUGAGAAAUCAAAUCUCAAAUCGUAAAAAUGACGAGUUUUUUGGAAUAACUGUUACAACUACAUUAAAUGGUCUAACAUUAACUGAGAAAAAUGAAUUUAAGACGAGUGCACUUCUUACUUAUCAACGGGCUAUUGAUUAUCUUGAAAAGUGGUUUAAUUUUGAAAGUUCUCCGUUCAAAUUAUUUACGUGUUUAAAAUUACAUAAUAAAAUACCAAGUAUAAUGGAGUUAUCAAUUCUAGCAAAAUGUAUUGGAAUUCAAGUGAAUGAAAAUGAACUUUACGAUGAAAUUAAUUUAUUAAAAUUAAUGCCAGAUAACGUGCUUAAUAAUUGUGAGUUAACUAGCUCUGAAAAAUGGAUAAAAUUUUUCCAAAUGUCAUCUGUGGAAGUUCCAAAUUUAAAAAGCAUUGUGAGAUAUGUAUAUUCAGUACCAUGUAGUAAUGCUUUUGUCGAACGAAUAUUCAGUCAUAUGAAUGGUUUAUGGACAGAAGAAAGAAACAGGCUUGGUGUUGAUACGGUAAAAGCAGAACUCGUUAUCCAAAAUAAUCUUCUGUUCUCGUGUUCUGAAUUUUUUGACUUUGUUAAGGACCAAACAGAUUUGCUAGCUGCAGCGAGACUGUGUACGAAGUACAAGUUUAAGAAAUAAUUUCUACAAUAUUUAAUAUAAUACUAUUUUCCAAGCUAUUUUCAUUUUUAUAUUAUUUAAAAUAACAAAAGCAAUGUUAUUAUAUUAGUUUAACUUAUUACAAAACAUUACCAACUGUAUUCAAUUUACUUAUUAUUUUUAAUUUUUUAUCAACAAAAGCAUUGUUAUUUUGUUAAUAUUUAUUAUCUACAAAUAAAAGAAUGGAUUUAAUUUAAACAAUUUUUUUGAUGACACGUGAAUAAUUAUAAUAAUAGUUAGUGGACAAACGAACGUAAUUGUUAAGGGGUGGAUACGGUUAAAGCCGAAUUAGUAAUAAGAAAAUUAUGACCUUUUUUUUGUACCUUGGGCUUUGGGCCGGUAUUUUCCUAAUUUGAAGUUGGC
This is a messenger RNA of Rhopalosiphum padi (bird cherry-oat aphid), 2629 nucleotides long. RefSeq lists its product as uncharacterized. The record is from RefSeq and is a predicted model, not a curated record. Gene Ontology annotation, molecular function: protein dimerization activity. Bases 314 to 2248 code for a protein of 644 amino acids. The transcript has a single exon. NCBI's taxonomy places the organism in Eukaryota, Metazoa, Arthropoda, Insecta, Hemiptera, Aphididae.